UCAGCGGGAGGCGGAGCUUGGCGCUUCCGUCCACGGUCCGCCGCAGCGCCGUCCCGCCGCCGCCGCCGUCCCGCCCGCCCGCCGCGGCCUCCGCAGAGCGCCCGAGCCCCCGCUCCCUGGCAGGAACAUGUCCGCUCCAGCAGCUCAGCCGCCCGCGGAAGGGGCAGAAGGGGCCGCCCCCGGUGGGGGUCCCCCCGGCCCCCCUCCCAACUUGACCAGCAACAGACGGUUACAGCAAACGCAGGCGCAGGUGGAGGAGGUGGUGGACAUCAUGCGCGUGAACGUGGACAAGGUCUUGGAGAGGGACCAGAAGCUUUCGGAGCUGGAUGACCGAGCCGACGCCUUGCAGGCCGGAGCCUCCCAGUUUGAGAGCAGCGCCGCCAAGCUAAAACGGAAGUACUGGUGGAAAAACUGCAAGAUGAUGAUCAUGUUGGGGGCCAUCUGCGCCAUCAUCGUGGUAGUUAUAGUAAGCCUGAGAAUAAGCACCUAGUGAUUGCAGCCGAGUAAGAACCCCCCCCCCGUUCCUUCUCCCAGAAGGAACUGUCUGUCUCUCCCUCUUUCCUCCUCCCCUCUGUGUUUUCUGGAACAUUCUAUGUCAUGUGCAUGGGCACCCCAUAAUUGCAUCCCGCCGAGGUCUGCAAGUCUGUGGAUUUUGCCGUUGGGGGCGUCAGAAGGAAAUCCCCCUUGUUGUACAUUUUUAUCUUCAUUUUUGUCUGAUCGCUGAGGAUUUUUUCAAGUGGGGCUCAGAGUCAGCCUGGGGGGGGUGCAAUGGUGCCCUGUGUCACGGGGGGGGCUCAGGCCUGCGCCCCAGCCUCUGGGACCCCUCAGCCCCGAUGAGAACUCUCCUGGCCUCCUUCUCUUCCUUCAUUCCUGGAUGCUUCAUGCACACACCGUGGCCCCGAGGACGGCAGGCUGUGUGGGGUAAACUGGGGGGCUGGA
Molecule: messenger RNA, 939 nt
Organism: Dipodomys ordii (Ord's kangaroo rat)
Lineage: Eukaryota; Metazoa; Chordata; Mammalia; Rodentia; Heteromyidae
Product: vesicle-associated membrane protein 1
Exons: 5
Coding region: 128-490 (120 amino acids)
Biological process (GO): vesicle fusion; SNARE complex assembly; vesicle-mediated transport
Cellular component (GO): plasma membrane; SNARE complex
Molecular function (GO): SNAP receptor activity; syntaxin binding
Source: RefSeq, a predicted model, not a curated record